AUGGUCCAUCCACAAGGAGAUCUCGAGCAACCGGUUCUAAAUCCAUCAGAUUAUAAUACUACUCAGAGCCGUUUUGGUCUCGGUGAGUACGGGUCCGCAUUCAGUGCUGUACAGCCGAGGUGUUCCUCUUACGAGCCACACGAUAUAGGAUUAGCCACCGCCCCAGCACCUGCUCCAGCACCUAGAGGAGCGAGUGCGGGACCGAGCAGAUACGGGUACCCAACUACUUCAGCUCGAAGGCAAACUCUUACGCGGCAACACCGGUCAAUGGACACCAUGGGACCACUGGAAACGGCAACAGAUCUUGGUGGUCACGAAGCUCCUCUUGCAAUAUCAACAAAUUUCCCCAUGCAUCAGAGUUCCGGUCUCCAAAGCUUGUAUCGUGCUCCAUUAUCCAAUCCAACAUCAACUAAUAAAAACUUUUGGGGCAAUAUAGGCGGAAUGUCUCACUACUCGGAAGCGGGUGGAGGCACUAGCGGCCGGAUGCAGGGUGGUCUUUCAUUAUCUGCAGAAUACGAACAGCUCAAAGCGGAUUACCAAGCGAGCAUAGAAAAGCUUAAUCAAACAAUGAAUUCAAUCAAAACUUUCUGGAGUCCCGAGCUCAAGCGUGAACGUCAAAUGCGAAGAGAGGUAGAGCGAUUGCUGCAAACUUCUGCACCUGGUACCGCCGCAAUAUCACAGGAUGUUGGUCAGUCUUUGGUUGAUUUGACCUUUGAUUUGGCUCAUCUUCGAAUGGAAAUUGUUGCACGCGAUGAAAAGAUCAGGCAAUUAUCAGCAAUGGUUGACGAGGGUCAAUCAAGUUUAUCUGAUAUGCGCAUUCGGGAGCUCGAAGAUACCGUGGCCCAACUGCAGGAGAUGCUCAGGGUUAAAGAACAGCAAAUGAUAGGAGGAAUCGAUCCGAGUGGUCGUUUUGCUCUCGAAAAUGCGCUUCGCAUCGCUGAUGAGAAGCAAGCCCGUAUAACUGAACUUCAAGAGGAGGUGUCCAGACUGCGACUAAGUCGUGCAGGACAACCUCGUGAUUUCACCGACAAAAGCAUUACAAGUCACGAGAUGGUCACCCUCCGUAUGAAAAUGGAGAGGUCAGAAGUUGAGCUGAGUGAAAGAAAGGCUGAGCUUGCCCAAUGUCAGACAAGAAUGAGACAUGCAGAAGAGCAGGCAGCUGAUCUACGGCAACAUGUACAGCUGCUGAAGGAGCAAAUUACUAACCGUGAACAACAGCAUACACUCUUACAAGGCGACGUCGACGCUUUGAGACAAAAGCUCGAGGGUAAAAAUCAACAAAUGGAACAGCGUGAUCAACGAAUAGAGCGCCUCGAGAAAGAACUAGCGGCCGCAAAAGGAGAAGUGAUUGAGAAAAAUGAACAAAUCCAACAGUCUGAUCACAGAACAUCCCAGAUGAUGGGGCGUAUUGAUGGCUUGGAAACGUCCCUGAGAGAUAAAGAGGCUGAGUUGGACAAGGCUAAG
Molecule: messenger RNA, 1464 nt
Organism: Haemonchus placei
Lineage: Eukaryota; Metazoa; Nematoda; Chromadorea; Rhabditida; Trichostrongylidae
Source: the annotation of a GenBank genome assembly